Sciurus carolinensis (gray squirrel) is the source of this 1797-nucleotide messenger RNA. It is a transcript of the gene Sap30, whose product is annotated as Sin3A associated protein 30. Lineage: Eukaryota; Metazoa; Chordata; Mammalia; Rodentia; Sciuridae. The transcript has 4 exons. Gene Ontology annotation, biological process: regulation of DNA-templated transcription. Gene Ontology annotation, cellular component: histone deacetylase complex. The record is from RefSeq and is a predicted model, not a curated record. Bases 921 to 1583 code for a protein of 220 amino acids. Gene Ontology annotation, molecular function: protein binding; transcription coregulator activity.
UGGAAAGAUCGGAAGUACAGUCAAAAAAUAGCUCUGCGAUUGCGAACUAGGCGCUAGUUGUUUGUGAGGACCUGUCAUGGUCGACAAGUCGGGAUGGGCGUUUUCUCCCCACUCCCAGCAGACACUGUAUUUAUCUGGAGCCUCGAUAUUUCGUUAAGUUGAGGCGGAGCGCCUGGUCGCCCGAGUUCUUGACUCAGGUUUCCCACAAAAGCGUGGUCAUACGAAACGCCCCGAAACUUUUCCACAAGCUCACUUAUCCCGCCCUCCUCCACACACAUACACACUUUGUGCUUCUCAGGAGUCGACUGACUUUGAACAUCAACCCUGCAAAAGAACAAGAGCGAAGCACACUCCACCUUCCUGGGAGAAAAAGAGGCAAGAAAGCACCGUAAACCCUAAUAUCGCACUACGGUUUGCCAGGUGCUUAAAAACAAAAAAGGCCAGCUGGUCGCCGCACGCUGCAUGCUGGGAUAAGUAGUUCCUCCAAGCCGCCCGGCGCCGGCUCCCGAAUGCAGGUCGCAUGAAUUGCCCCACGGAGAACUACUGUUCCCGUGGGGCCUCGCGGCAGAGUGGGCGGGGCGGGGUAGGAGGAGAUGCGUCGUGCUUGCGCAAGUCCAGGGGCUGGAGGGAGGCGGGGGCGCCGCGGUCCAACUGCUGAAGUCUCCAUGUGACAGUGAGCGGGGUUCCCUCUCCCGGCGCCGCACGACUCUGGGUCCCAGCCACAAGCGCUGUCCACUGUUUAUUGCCGACGGAGACCAACAGGCCCGGGAUACUUUGUGUUUGGCCGUACCACAGCUGAACUUGGGGUGCAGAGUGCAUUGCCGCCGCCGGUAGGACGCCUGAGGGACCUGGCCGAAAGAGGCGGAGCGGCGGAGCGAGCGGGGAUUUCUGUCAGAGCCGGCGCCCCUGAGCACCGAGACAUGAACGGCUUCACGCCUGAGGAGAUGAGCCGCGGCGGGGACGCGGCUGCCGCCGUGGCUGCGGUGGUUGCGGCUGCAGCGGCCGCAGCCUCUGCCGGGAACGGGAACGCUGCAGGCGCCGGGGCCGAGGUGCCCGGCGCCGGGGCGGUCUCAGCGGCUGGGCCCCCGGGGGCAGCCGGGCCGGGCCCGGGGCAGCUAUGCUGUCUGCGGGAGGACGGUGAGCGGUGCGGCCGAGCGGCAGGCAACGCUAGCUUCAGCAAGCGAAUCCAGAAGAGCAUCUCCCAGAAGAAGGUGAAGAUCGAGCUGGAUAAGAGCGCAAGGCAUCUUUACAUUUGCGAUUAUCAUAAAAAUUUAAUUCAAAGUGUUCGAAACAGAAGAAAGAGAAAAGGGAGUGAUGAUGAUGGAGGUGAUUCACCUGUUCAAGACAUUGAUACUCCAGAGGUUGAUUUAUACCAAUUACAAGUAAAUACACUUAGGCGAUACAAAAGACACUUCAAGCUACCAACCAGACCAGGACUUAAUAAAGCACAACUUGUUGAGAUAGUUGGUUGCCACUUUAGGUCUAUUCCAGUGAAUGAAAAAGACACCUUAACAUAUUUCAUCUACUCAGUGAAGAAUGACAAGAACAAAUCAGAUCUCAAGGUUGAUAGUGGUGUUCACUAGGAGAGAUGGCGUUAAGUCUAAUAUGUGGAUAUUCAGAGGUUAAGACUGUUUACCAUUUUUUCACAUGUAGAAAUGUUCUUUGUGUAUUUUUUCUACAGAGGAUUUUCUCUGGUUUUAUUUUCUUUGUUUCUGACUAAUAAUUAGCUGGAAACUCAGGUAAAAUGAGGUUCCUAGAUUAAAAAUAUUUUAAAUAAAGGUUAUUACUAUUAUAGUU